UUUCAUAAAGUAUUAUAUUUGCCGUUAUGGUCCAAAUUAGUUUUACUUUUUAUAAUUAGUUGCCUGAGGAAUAAAAAAAGUUAUGAUGUUGAAUCAAGUUCGAUGGAAACCUAUUUAUUUUCUAAUAGUACUUAUCUUACCCACAAUUGCUCAAAACCUCCACAAAUCUGUGUCUGUUGUACUAGAUUCAAAAUGGAUCUACACAUCUUUACAUUUAGAAGCUAGUGAAUUCCUAGCUGAAGAAAAACCUGAGUUGUUUUGGAGAUUUGUAGAUGAUUGUUCCAACUUAGAAAACAACUUUUUUCAAACAAAAUCACAUAAAUUACAAUAUGAUGCUAUUACCGAUAUUGCAAGUAACUACUUAUCCAGUACAAAAAUUGCUUUACUGAAGUUUGCAUUAGCUUUACGUGCCUAUUCUCCAAUUGUUGAAAUGUUCCACCAAAUAGCUUAUGAUCAAACAUUCCCUUCAAAUUGCGAGGCUAUUGUCGAUGUAGCAGGCGAACACACAUGUGAUGUUGCUCAUUUGAAAUCAUUGCUUGAUUCAUCUAACAGGAAUGCUUCGUCUCUGUAUGAGGUUGAUCAUGUCUACCCAUUUUCAUCAUCCACUGCCUCAGCAAUCCUCUAUGGACAGAUAGGAUCUACUAGUUUUAACACACUGAACAGAAUAUUGAAAAGCUAUGCUGAUCAAAAUAAAAUAUCAUAUGCUGUGCGGCACUUUGUACUUAAGAGACAACUGAAAAAAGUUAGAUUGUCGGGUUAUGGGGUAGAAUUGGCAGUGAAAAGCACAGAAUAUAAAGCUCAGGAUGACACAAAAGUUAAAGAGGAGAAAGGUCCGGUUCAAGAAGAAGUUGAUAAAUAUGAAGAACUCGAGGGUUUUAUUUUCAGUAAAUUAAAUGAGUUGCAUCCAUCUAAAAAAGACAAAUUAGAACAGUUGAAAAAGCACAUUGUGGAGAGUUCAAAAGAAAUUCCUAGUCUCAAAGUUUGGGAAUUGCAAGAGUUGAGUUUGCAAGCCGGACAAAGAAUAAUUGAUUCACCCAUUGAAGAAACUUUAAGAGUUAUGAGAGACAUUGCACAAAAUUUUCCUACUCAGGCUCGCUCAUUGAUUCAUGUCUCUGUUUCUAAUGACAUGAAAAGAGAAAUUGAAAGAAACCAACAAACGUUCAUGCACCAUCAUAAUAUUGGUCCAGCAGAUGCAGGAUUGUUUCUGAAUGGAAUUUUUUUCGAUAUGGAAACUACAGAUAUUUUCACAUUACUGCAAUAUUUGAAGCAAGAGACUAGGGUUCUUGAAGCUUUGCACAAGCUUAAAAUUUCAGAUAAAUUGUUGACAAAUCUUUUGAAAAUGGAUUUCACAGAAGACAAAGAAGAGUAUGCAGUGGAUAUAAGGGAUCUCUCUAUACAAUACAUAAAUGAUAUUGAAAAUGAUCGUCAGUAUCGCACUUGGCCAUCAAGUGUUCAAGAUCUGUUGCGGCCAACUUAUCCUGGGAUGCUACGCAGUAUCAAGAAAAAUAUAUAUCACUUGGUCAUAGUUGCAGACCCUUCAAAGGAAGAUUCAAGAGAUAUCUUUAAACUUGCUGAAUCAUUUUAUGUUCAUAAAGCACCUGUGAGGAUUGGUCUCUUAUUUUCUGUGAAUUCGUCUGCCGAUGGUUUACAUGAUGGUGGAGUUGCAUUUCUAAAUGCAUUCAACUUCAUCAGCCAAGAUAAAUCACCUUAUGAUGGACUCUCUUUUAUUACUGAAGUUUAUGCAAAUGUUGAAGACAAAGAUAUUACAUCAGAAAAAGUCAUAUCUCAGUUCAAGACAAUGUAUCCAUCUGAAGAUUAUGAGCUGAUAUUUGGUCCAGAUUCAGAUUAUGAUACUGGCAAAAAGGCUGCCUGGGAAUUCAUAAGUAAAACUGGUUUGAGCAAGCCACCUCAAGUACUUCUGAAUGGAGUCAUGCUCAAACAAAAACAGCUAACAGCAGACAUGUUUGAAGAGGCAAUUUUAACAGAAGUUAUGAGACAGACUCCUUUCCUACAGAAAAGUGUCUACAAGGGAGAAUUAUCUGAUUCUCAAAACAUUCUAGACUUUAUUAUGGAACAAAAAAAUGUGAUGCCUCGUCUUAAUCAGAGAGUUUUAAGUUCCGAUUCAAAAUUCGUUGAUUUAAUUGGAGAAAAUGCUGAAACUGUUCCAGUCAAGGAUAUGAAAUAUUUCAUGAAACGUGAUGAUGACGAGUUUCGGCCUCUGACAGCAUGGGUUGUUGGUGAUGUAGACACCUCUGAAGGUCGUGCAUUGGUUUCUUCAGCGUUUGCUCAUUUGAAAGCUACUCCUCACAUGCGUAUUGGUCUGAUUCAUAACCCAAAGGAUGAAAAUGUGAAUGGAAAUUUUAGAAAAGCUGUCGAUGUUGCUUUAGAAACUUUAGAUUUGCAUACUUCCAAGCUUUUUAUCACAAAACUAUUUAAAACUGGAAAUGCUCAGCAAAUCAUUGAUGGGGAAAAAUCAAUCACAGAUUUUUCAAUAUCUAAUAUGGAUGUUGAAUCAUUUUUGAAAAACAUGGAUACUUUUCAAGAUAAACAUAUUGCUCUGCAUAAAACUUUCUGUAAAUCCGUAUUGAAACUCUUGCCUGGACAGAGAGCUGUUGUUAUUAAUGGAAGAAUUGUUGGUCCAUUUGAUGAGGAUGAAGAAUUCAUUCAAGAAGAUUUUCAUUUGUUAGAAGUGUAUUCUAAAAGCUUGUAUAGUGACAAACUAGUAUCAGAAUUAGAAAAAGGUGUGGAAAAAUCUAGAAAGAAUAGUUUUUCCCAUUUCAUCCUUUUAACUAUGAAAUAUGUAAUUAUUGAGAUUUUUUUACUAUUUUUUAGUGUGGUAAAAAUACCUGCUGCUGAUACUGAGGAGCCUGCUCAUGAAGUUGUGGUUAUUGUUGACCCUGUUUCUAAGGGGGCGGCAAAAUUGUCUUCGAUACUUAUGGUGCUACAAAGAGUUAUUAACGCGCAUUUCACUAUUUUCUUAAACUGUGUUGAUAAGCAUUCUGCCAUGCCUUUACAAAGCUUUUACCGUUUUGUGUUAAAUGAGGAGCCAGUGUUUGGAUCUGAUGGCAACUUUGGUCUUGCUCCGUUUGCCAAAUUUUCUGGCUUACCGUCGACCCCACUCUUUACCCUUGGAAUGAUAACUCCUGAAAAUUGGUUAGUGGAAGUAGUGAAAUCUCCUUAUGAUUUAGACAACAUCCAUUUGGAACAAGUUGAAAGCAAUGUUCAUGCUGAUUUUGAAUUAGAACAUCUUCUUAUUGAAGGGCAUUGUUUUGAACAAUCUUCAGGAAAUCCACCCAGGGGUUUACAGUUCACAUUGGGCACAAAGAAAAAGCCUGAAGUAGUGGAUACAAUAGUCAUGGCUAAUUUGGGUUACUUUCAACUUAAAGCUAAUCCUGGAGCAUGGGAUUUGAGAUUACGGGAAGGAAGAUCAGCAGAAAUUUAUGAAAUAUCAGGAAGUGAAAAUACUGAAACAUUAUCCGAUUCUUCAAAUGUAGCAGUGCUUAUAAGUGAUUUUAGAAGUCACAUUAUAAAAGUGAAGGUGUCAAAAAAGCCCGGAAAGCAGUACGAAGAACUUCUGCAGGAUGAUACGGAGACUGACUCAGGAAUUUGGGGCACAAUAACAAGCAUGCCUAUAAUUGGUGGAAUAGUCGAGGAAUGGAGAAAUAUUUGGCUUGCAAUGAAAAGUACUUUUACAGGAAACAAAAGUGAACAAGAAAAGGGGGAUGAUAAGAUAAACAUAUUUUCGUUGGCAUCAGGUCAUCUGUACGAGAGACUUCUGAGGAUUAUGAUGCUAAGUGUUUUGAAGAAUACUAAAACACCUGUCAAAUUUUGGUUCCUGAAAAAUUUUCUGUCGCCGACAUUCAAGGAUUUCUUGCCAUUUAUGUCCAAAAAAUAUGGCUUUGAAUAUGAAUUAGUGCAGUAUAAAUGGCCCAGGUGGUUGAAUCAACAGAGUGAAAAACAAAGAAUCAUAUGGGGAUACAAAAUUCUAUUCCUUGAUGUAUUAUUUCCACUUGAUGUUAAGAAAAUAAUAUUUGUAGAUGCUGAUCAGGUUGUGCGUGCAGAUAUGAAAGAAUUAGUAGACCUAGAUUUACAAGGUGCACCUUAUGGCUACACCCCUUUCUGUGAUAGUAGAAGAGAUAUGGAUGGUUACAGAUUUUGGAAAUCUGGUUAUUGGGCCUCUCAUUUAGGGAGUAGAAAGUACCACAUCAGUGCUCUUUAUGUUGUUGAUUUAAAAAAGUUUAGAAGAAUAGCGGCUGGUGAUCGUCUGAGAGGACAAUAUCAAGGAUUGAGUCAAGAUCCCAACAGUCUUUCAAAUUUGGAUCAGGAUUUGCCUAACAACAUGAUUCAUCAAGUGAGCAUCGUGUCCUUACCACAGGAAUGGCUUUGGUGCGAAACAUGGUGCUCUGAUGAUACCAAAAAAUACGCUAAAACGAUUGAUUUGUGUAAUAAUCCAAAAACUAAAGAAUCCAAACUUGCUAGUGCCAUGCGUAUCAUUCCCGAAUGGAAAGAUUAUGAUACUGAAAUUAAAGAAUUUCACAAAGAGUAUGAGAAAAGCAAAACAAUUUCCCAAUCAACAAAAGAGGACAAAGACACAGAUACCCAUGAUGAGUUAUGAUGAAGAAAUUAAAUACGUUAUUGUAUUUGGUGAUAUUAGGAACAAUAAAUUUUUAAUAAAUUU
Messenger RNA from Parasteatoda tepidariorum (common house spider), 4678 nucleotides. Lineage: Eukaryota; Metazoa; Arthropoda; Arachnida; Araneae; Theridiidae. The record is from RefSeq and is a predicted model, not a curated record.